Molecule: messenger RNA, 1512 nt
Organism: Durusdinium trenchii
Lineage: Eukaryota; Dinophyceae; Suessiales; Symbiodiniaceae
Source: the annotation of a GenBank genome assembly
AUGCGAACUACUCUAGUAUUUUGUUGCAUUUGUGGCGCUGCUGCGACAGCAUGUGGAUUUGGCACAAGCUAUCCGCAGGCAGCCCUGGCUUGGGAUGCAGCAUAUGGCAGGGACCUCGUGCAAGUCAAGCAUGAAGUGGCCCGAACCCGUGCAAAUGCCACGCCGGCAGCCGAUGUGGAUCUUGAAGUGGUUCAUGAUGCAAUUUCAGCGACCAGAGCCUUAUAUGGAUCUCCCAGCAGGGGCAAGCCGCUGCAGUGGGAGAGUCUUCGACAGUUUCCGCCGAUCGCGCUGCAGCAACCAGCUCCAUCCUGCCAGAGAAUAGGCCGACAAUAUCCUCAAUUGACAUCUCGAAAUUUGUCUGUUCUGGACAGCUAUGCUGAUUAUGCCUGUGGUGAUGGGUCCAACUACUUCCUCACGGAUCCAGCUGUUGGUCUAAAUGCCGAACUUGCAGAGUUGCACGGUGGCUGUGUGAACAUGAUGCGCUGGCCAAGAUCAGUUUUUGCGGCCAACUCUACUCACUUCACGUAUGCUUUCAGGACUAGCGAGCAUGUGGCUGCGGCGGAGAACAGUGAACACGCUUUAGCACCUAUACUGGUUGACCAUGACGUGCUGGUGAUUUCGAGCUCUCACCUGCCGGCUGGAAUGGAGUACCAACAUACACUUCUCGACUUCCUUCCCGCUGCCUGGACUGUUGCAAAGAUCUUGAAAGGAUCAUCCAAGAGGCUGGUAACUCACAUUCCCAUUCAGAGAGCGAUGUUGCAAUACUUGGGAAUCUCAGAGGCGAACAUGUUGGAACUUCCCUUUCCCAAACAUGGGCAGGCCUUUCUGCUUUGCACAGCCCCACAUAAAAUCCUGCAGAUUUGGCGAACUGGACGUGGUGAUGGUGGGGAGUUGCCGACGAAGCAUUACCGACGAGGAGGUUUCGCAGACUUUUGGCAUAGGCUAUUGAAUUACCAGGUUGGCCAUGAACUGUCAGAUGCCAUAGCCAAGAAUGCUGGAUGGAUGGAAGAUGCCCUGGAGGGAAAUCAACAGAUUACUUUCCUCCAACGUUGUGUGGUAAGACGACGCCUGGCAAAUGAGCAAGAAGCACUGGCACUGACAAGCAGAGCAUUGAUCGCAUCAAACCGCUCUGAGGGGCUCAUGUCACUGUGUGCAGGUCGGCUGACGUGGCUGGAGCAGGUUUCCCAGGUUCGGAAGUCUGCUUUGAUCAUGGGGGCGCAUGGCGGCGCAAUUGCAAACAUCCUUUUUGCCCGUCCUGGCACAGGUGUUAUUGAGAUUGUUGGGAGCCCCAAAGCUGCGAAGAUCAUUGACGCCAAAGGAGAGUGGAAGUGGCCACCUUAUAAAAGCCAUUGGUAUGGAGGAGCUGGGGCGUCCCUUAGCUUUUUCCGCGUGGUGCUGUAUGAGCCCAAUGCUGCUGCUAAACUUGAAGUCCGCUUGGAUGACUUGGAGGAAGCUUUGCAACAGUGGUUUGUCUACAAGAAUGCGCAAGAUGAGGCUGAGAAUCUGAGCUGA